AUGAGCGGUACCAACACCUCGUUCUUCUCGUUCGGGCUUGACGACAGCUUCAUAUCCAAGAGCUUUGCGGGUCUCAACUACCGCAAUCUCCCUGCCAGCCUCCAAGAUCUCCUUCUCGGCAGGACAGUAUCCGAGGUUCAUUGGGCAGCUCUAGGGCCAGCGCCCGACUCCUGGAUUCUCAGUUCCAAAGACUCGUCAGGAAAGGACAGUCUACGUUGGGGCCCUGCUAUACCCGCAAGGCUUCAGAGCAUCUUAAACAAGACAUGGCACUCUCCGCACUUGCGUGCCUUCCUGGGACCAGACGAUUCCUUCAUCAUAUGGCAUCCUGAGCUCAUUCGUUGGGCAAAUUUACCGACACCCCUGGAGGAUGCAUUGCAGUCAUGGUUGACACCUUCGGGAUGGCGGUGCGGGCCACCGCGCAUUGUGACCUGGGGUCCUGAAGGCGCGUUCUUCGCCAUGAGCGAGUACGGCGACGUCGUGUACCGCCUAGGAGAUGCGAACGCCUGGGAAAUCUACAAAGAGACGGUGGAGGAAUGGAAGGCAGAAAAGGGCUUCGUUUGGACCGAUCUCGCUUUCAUUACUCUAGAUCCUACAAGUGUUGAUCAAUUCAUCGCCAUCCGAAACGACGGGACAUGGGCCGGCUCUAUCGACGAUAUCAACGAAGAAGCUUUAGAGACCUUCGCACUCAAUUUCUUUGCUCGGGCAAAGAAGAAGACGAAACCCAGCACAUCCCAAUCUAAUGGGCAAAUGCCGAAUGGUGCAACCAACUCCACGGAAGCGAAACCGGACGCCGCGACGCAAGUACUCUACGAAAAAUGGUCUACAGAGGCGGCAGUAAUGUUCGCGGCCGCCUCAGCAGCAGCCGGAGGCGCAAAGCCGAAAGCCCCACGGAAACUACAAGUCCGCUCCCAAUCAAGCAGUUCAGACGUUGCUCGGCCACCGCUACAGCGCAUGCCAUCCGCAUCACCCAAGUUGCUUUCAAUGUUUCCCUAUCUGCCCAAUACAGUCACAACUUGCAACCUUACGGCGUGUUCGAUACUCAAGUCUGAGCCAGAGAGUAUACACGCCUGCCAGCAUGACGUGGAAAAGCUACUCCGGGCAAGCGGCCUGUAUAGCUACGAAUGGUUGAGGCAAGAGCGUUUACGAUGGCAUCCCGACAGAUUCGCACGACUAUGUGAGGAGGAAUGGAGGGAGACGGGGAAGAAGCUUGCGGGCGAAAUGUUCAAACUUAUGAGCGUGUUGAUAGAAGAUCUGAAAUCGCGUACAGGCGAAGGCAGUUGA
Alternaria ethzedia is the source of this 1281-nucleotide messenger RNA. RefSeq lists its product as uncharacterized. The record is from RefSeq and is a predicted model, not a curated record. Lineage: Eukaryota; Fungi; Ascomycota; Dothideomycetes; Pleosporales; Pleosporaceae. The coding region runs from base 1 to 1281 and encodes 426 amino acids. The transcript has 2 exons.